CGCGCGCGUAAUACCAGUACCGUAACGUCUGCCAUGGCUGAUGCGGUGGAGAGAACAGACGACUUGGUUCGAGAUUACCUGCUGUUUCGUGGCUUUACGAAUACUCUGAAAACUUUUGAUGCAGAAUUAAAGGUCGACAAAGAUAAGAAGCUCCGGGUGGACAAAGUGCUAGACCAUCUGCUGAACUCGGUAUGGAAUUACGAUCUAGCAGCAGUCCGAGGCUACAUGGAACACCUGGACAGGCGGAUAUUUUCCCACCUGGAGUACAGUCAGAUGACCAAUGUCCGCAAGCUGGAAGUCAGCAUUCUGAGGUUGUACAUCGUGAACGCAAGCCAGAACAAUCGGUCCGAUAAAGUCAGCGAGUUCUUUGAGAAGAUGGGAAGCGAGAUUCAGAACCAGCCUGAAUGGAAAGAGUGGUUCGCGUUACCUUUCCUGAAGAACCCAGAGCAGAGUGCGACCUUUGAACUCUACUUCAGCAAGCAGUGGCAGGAGACCUUGACGAUUUCUCUCCACAACUUCUUCAGCAUCAUCUUCCAGUCCAUGCCUCUUCCAGGAUUGCUGAAUUUUGACGCUGAACUGCAGCGGAUGAAUGACUUGCAAGACAACAACGCACUCCUUAUGAAGCAGGUUUCCAUGUUGGAGCGUGCCCAGAAGGAGAAAGGUGCAUCCUUAGAGCUUCCUUCAGAACUCAGCGGAGCCGCAGAGGUGCAGGAUGACUUCACUGCCUUACCAACGAAUGCUGAAGUCAAAGACCCACAGUUCAAGGCCGCCAGGGUAAGCAGCACCAAGAAAAGCCCGUCCCCGAUUUCAGUCAGACGGAGUAACCCACUGGGGACACCCGGCCCCGCCCGUAGGGCCGUCACGGCGAUCCUGGGCAGCGUCAGUGACAAGGUCACCAGGCAAGUGGGCAAUGGCAGGGAGUCAGGAACAAGCAAGAAGGCGGAAAUCACCCAGGCUGCAUCAUCGGGGAUAUCUGUACAGGGAUUCAACCAAAUGAGCCAGCCAUCUCAGCAGCCAGCCACACACCAGAGGCCCGGUCGCUCCCAGCAGCAAUCCUCCCAGGCUCUCGCCCAGCAGAGACGGGAACUCCUCUCCAAAUCCAGCCAGGGGAGGGCGCCAGACUCGCAACGCUACGCGUCGCAGUCCAGCGUGGAGGAGUACGGCAUGCAGGACAUGCUGAGCGUCGGCAAGCCGGGCAGGAGCGGCAACUUUGGCACGUUGCCAAACUUCGCGGAGCCUGUCGCGCUAGAGCCUGUCGUGAAGAAGGAGCCGGAUGUGACUGUGCCUAAGGCCCUUCCCCAGCCUGUUGCAGUGCCUAUUGAAGAGACAAAGAAGCCCUCACUAGACCAAGAUUACGAGGAGGCAGCUCCAUUCAUAGUCCUCAGCCAAGACGAGUACACGGAGCAUCACUCAGCCAUCGCUGCCUGCAAGUUCAACCCCUCUGCCACUACCGUGGCCAGUUUGGACAUAGAUGGUGUUGUCAAGGUUUGGAAGUUUGCACCUUCCCCAAUAACCACGGCAACAAUCAUGUAUAAAUCACCAGUACUAUCCAUAGAGUGGGCUACAAAAUCGGACCGCUUGUUGUUACUGGGCAGUUCAAACGGCACUGUGAAGAUCUACGACACGGAAGCCAAGAAACCAGUGUGUGACUUAGAAACAGACAGCGGCCAUCCAAGGGCAGUCUCUUUAUGCUGCAGUCCCAAUGGUUCAACCUUCAUCUGUUCAGCGGCCAGUCUUUCCAAUCACCAGCCGUCCGGUCUUCCCUCCACAGCGGUAUCGUCCAGGUUACUAGUCUGUGACAUCAAACAGGUCAAGGUCAUAAAUGAGCUGGCUAUGACGACCAAUUCAGGUUGUGUGAACUGCACAGCAUUCAACCACAACGGGCAUCUCUUAGUCACUGGCGCAGCAGAUGGAAUGAUCAGAAUAUUUGAUAUGCAACGAUUAGAGAGCCUACUCAGUUGGCAUGCACACUCCGGUCCGGUCUAUGCAGCUCAGUUCAGCCUAGAUGAGACGUCUGUCCUGAGUAUGGGCUCGGAUGGAAAGUUCAGUCAGUGGAGCACGCACCGAGUCGGUGAGAGGCUGCAGCAGCUAGACAUCCACGACGGUGCCACGGGACCAUUCAUCAUGUCGGGAUUCGGCGGAUACAAACAACAGCUGGCUCCCCGGGCCAAGCUCUUUGCCUUCGACAGCAGCGGCACCCACGUGCUUACCUGUGCGCCGUACGGAGGCAUCAUUUACAAGCUGCACAGAGAGCAGGGAAUGCUGCGGCUGUUGACCAUCUUAGGUCACCGUACUCCAGUCGUCAGCGUCGACUGGUGCACGUCAGUCAACACUGGCAUGUGUCUAACGGGCUCCAUGGACGGCCGUGUACAGGUCACAACUCUACUCAGCCAGUGAUGCUCCGCAGGUUGUAAAAAAAACACCAAAAAUCACUAUUUUAAUAACCAAUUUUUUUAAAGAAGCACACACAGACUGAAAUAUAUUAAAUGAAAGAUGAUCAUGAUAUCUGUUAUGUACAGUUGGUGCGUUUUAAAAUAUAUUUUACCGGAGAGUAGGAGGCAGAGGGUCAUUUUGAUUACAUGUGCAAUUCCUGGAACUUUG
Molecule: messenger RNA, 2601 nt
Organism: Patiria miniata (bat star)
Lineage: Eukaryota; Metazoa; Echinodermata; Asteroidea; Valvatida; Asterinidae
Product: WD repeat-containing protein 91-like
Exons: 16
Coding region: 34-2397 (787 amino acids)
Biological process (GO): early endosome to late endosome transport
Cellular component (GO): late endosome membrane; early endosome membrane; extrinsic component of endosome membrane
Molecular function (GO): phosphatidylinositol 3-kinase regulator activity; protein binding
Source: RefSeq, a predicted model, not a curated record